This is a messenger RNA of Lactuca sativa (garden lettuce), 1544 nucleotides long. RefSeq names its product F-box protein CPR1. Gene Ontology annotation, molecular function: protein binding. NCBI's taxonomy places the organism in Eukaryota, Viridiplantae, Streptophyta, Magnoliopsida, Asterales, Asteraceae. The record is from RefSeq and is a predicted model, not a curated record.
UUUCUAAUUCCCAAAGCUGCAUAAUUAUCAAGAAAGCUCCUUUAUUGAAACAUUCAAUAACCAAAGUCCCCAAAUCUCCGGUUUAUACUACCUCUCUCCUGUCAAAUACCAUACACCACCGGCAGCCAAAAUCAAAAUGUCAGACGAAGUACCUUUCCAUAUCCAUGGAGAAAUCAUGAUGAGGCUUCCUGUCAAAUCACUGAUUCAGUUCAGAUCCGUCUCAAAAGCAUGGAAGUCUUUGAUCGACAGCUCAGAGUUUGUUGCUGCUCAGAGCGUCCUCGAUACUCAGCCACAUCAUCUGUUUGUAUGGUAUAAAGAUCCGAGAGGAGAAAUAAAAUACGUUUCUUUUGUCGACGACAACUCUUUCCCUCAGAGGUUUGUUCCUACUCUUCCUCUGUCCGUUAAACUUCCAAGAAUUGUUGGCAGUUCUCAUGGCUUGUUGUGUUUGGAUGGCUAUCAUUGGGAUCUGGAGACUUCCGAAAUCAACUUUAAAAAGAGAUUGGCUGUUGUUUGUAAUCCUUCUAUCAGAAAAUCAAUUUCUUUUGUAUUACCUGAUAUCUUGCAUGUACGCCACGAAAUGAUUCUUGCUUUUGGGGUUUGUCCUGUUAGUAUCGAUCCUAAGAUCAUCCAGAUCACACAACUCCCUUCAUGGAUGGAUAAGAAAACCGAAAUUAACAACCUUUGGAAGGUUGAGGUUUACUCCUUUAGAUCGGGGAAAUGGAAAAGUCUUUCUACGAAUCUCCCAAGGAAAUCAAUACGAAUUAGACAGCCCCAAGUAGUUAUUGAUAGGCAUAUCUAUUGGUGUGCUUCCUGUCUAGACAGUGGAAUACGUACUCAUAAUGUGAUUAUGUCAUUUGAUAUAACUGAUGAGAGUUUUAAAGUUAUACACCUCCCCGAUAAUUUAGCUAGCCAUCCUUCUUCAUGGGCGACUAUGUCUAAGUGGUUGUCUAUUUCUAAGCUAGGGGAAUCUUUAGUCAUGCUUGAACACGAUUUAAACACCGAGGGACAAGUUUGUUGUGAAGUAUGGAAGAUGGAGAAUGGUGUUCAAAUAUCAUUUACAAAGCUAUACACCAUCAAUGCACCAAAAGAGUCAAUAAAGGCAGUGGGUUUUAGGAAGACUGGAGGACCUAUAAUAGAAGUGAACGAUGAUAUUUCUGAGCCGACUCAACUUGUUGUUUAUGAGCCCAACUCAGGGCACUGCGAUGAUCCGAUUAGAGGAUAUUCAUUCAACGUGAAUUCUUACAUGGAAACACUACUCAUGUUUGGUCGAUCUGAUUGUAGCAGUUAUUAACAUAAAGUGGAGGAAAAAAAGAUAAAUGUAUAGCAUUGAAGAAGGCAAGACACCCAAUUUAUGUCAAAUAGUAUUCCCCAAGUUUGUUGGAUUCAUUAAAAAGUUAAAUGCAUCACAUAUAAUUUGAUGUUGUGUUUAUUUAAUGCAUGUAAUAUGUAGGAAGUUGAAUCUCACAUUCUUAUGAACAUUGUGCAGUAAUAUCUUGUUGACAGUAUAUUGUAUGUGUUGUAAUUUGUAAACCUCAAUUGCUCAA